Sander lucioperca (pikeperch) is the source of this 800-nucleotide messenger RNA. RefSeq names its product TMEM9 domain family, member B (gene tmem9b). The coding region runs from base 195 to 758 and encodes 187 amino acids. Gene Ontology annotation, cellular component: lysosomal membrane. NCBI's taxonomy places the organism in Eukaryota, Metazoa, Chordata, Actinopteri, Perciformes, Percidae. Gene Ontology annotation, biological process: positive regulation of canonical NF-kappaB signal transduction. The transcript has 5 exons. The record is from RefSeq and is a predicted model, not a curated record.
AUAAUCGAGUUCCGGUGGUCUUGUGUGCGGAAACCGGAAACUACAAGUCAGCUGCUGGGAAGCUGAAUGUGUUUAUCUCUAAAUAAGCUUGAUGGCUAAAGUCGUCAGUUGUUAAGGUGUUCAUUACUCUGCUGGGGUAGUUUCUGGAAACAGUUGAACGGCAGUUCUUUGGAAAUCUAAUACAGACCGUGAAGAUGAAGUCUGUGUUUCUUCUCGAGGCUUUGUUUUUGGCUUGUUUUGUGCUUUUAAACCAAGUGACAGCGAAGAAUUCUGAAGACAUUCGUUGUAAAUGCAUCUGUCCGCCAUACAGAGAGUUUCCGGGGCAAAUCUACAAACAAAAUGUCUCUCUCAAAGACUGUAACUGUCUCCAUGUCGUUGAACCCAUGCCGGUUGAGGGAAAAGAUGUGGAGGCGUACUGUUUACGCUGCGAGUGUAAAUAUGAAGAGAGGAGCUCAGGGACAAUUAAGGUUACCAUCAUAAUGUACCUCUCCAUUUUGGGCCUGCUGCUGCUCUACAUGGUCUACCUGACUCUCUUGGAGCCCAUAUUGAAGAGGCGUCUGUUUGGACAUUCACAGCUUAUCCAAAAUGAUGAUGAUGUCGGGGACCAGCAGCCUUUUGCCAAUGCUCACAACGUUUUGUCCCGUUCACACUCUCGACCCAACAUGCUGAACAAAGUGGAGCAUGCCCAGCAGCGCUGGAGGAGGCAGGUCCAGGAACAGAGGAAGUCUGUGUUCGACCGUCAUGUUGUUCUCAGUUAAACUGCCCUGCGAGCAAGAGUUCCUGCUGGAGGAAAAAAACAA